UUUUCACUUGUAUACUACAAUGUACAGACGGUUUUGUUAUCGUUAACAAAGUUGUUUUUUCCCACACUAAAUUUUUAUACAUUGAACGUUUUUAGCGUACGAAAACGUUAAACGAUGUCUAGAGCCCAAGCUGAAAGUGUCAUAAAGAAUAUAAUCCGAGAAAUCGCUCAAGAAUGCGCGAAUAAAGGCCAAGCUGUAUCAGAGACUCUAGUUGCUUUCAUGGUAAAAGCUGUUGUACUGGAUCCAAAUAAUGAGUUCAAUGUUGAUAGAACACUGACAAAGGAUGAUGUGCAAAAGCUUAUCAGACUGUGUGUCACAAGGCUCCUCGACACGCAGUCACCUGCCCUGGAUACAGUUAAAAUGCAAGUUUAUUUUGAUAUGAACUACACAAGCCGAGCUGAUUUCUUAGAAGAACACAGGCGUGUACUUGAACAAAGAUUACAGCCUGUCAUUAGGGAAAUUACUGACAGUCGUGCCAGGACAAGGGAUGAACUUGAAGGGCUUUAUAGGAAGGUAGUAUCCUGUGUCUUGCUAAGAUCAGGGCUUGGAUCACCUACAGAUAUUGCAGUUGUGAGAGAAGCAACAGCUGCUCUGCAAAGUGUUUUCCCACAAACAGAACUUGGAACAUUCAUGUCACUAAACAAACGAGACAAGGAGAGACAACUAAACGAGUUGACUCUGAUAGUGACUGGAAUAAGGUUAUUCAACAGGGAGUGCGGCAAGGGUGGAGAAGGCAUAGAUGACUUGCCAGCAAUCCUUAAUGAAGCUGUACCAGCAACGACUCAGAAUGUACAGACAGAACUAUUGGGUUCCACCAAGCUAGCCUUUCUGUACACAGCACUGUUAGAAAAGGGAAGAAAGAAAGAGUUGGAAAUUGAGGAAAAUGUACAGAAACUCCUCUCUGAAGCUCUCAUCAAUACCAGACAACAUGAAGCAUUUCUUAACAUACUACUGAACGAUGUUAUUGGUUGUGCUCAACAAGUAGAAGCCCUAGAGUCUCAGUUAUCUGCCAGGAUGGAGACUCUCAAGAUGACAGUACAGUCCAAGACUGCUGUCCCAACUGCUCAAGUCUAUCCACAGUUUAUCACGCUUGCUCACAUCUGGACAGGAUUUCAAGAUGAGAUGGUGUUACUAAGUGUACUCAGCAAUAUUCUUGCUAGUUUGGAGCCCUUCACCAAGGUUCACAAGGAAUUAUUAACAGAGGAUGUCCUUGAACCAUACUUAGAAAACAUCGAGGUCAAGACAGAUGAUGAGAGGAUUGCUGAAACAUUAUCUGAAGAGAGUCGCAUCAAUCCAAAAGAAAUCAACAAUGAUGACAUAGAAGUGUUAUUUCACCAGACCACCAAGAAUUUUGACAAACUGCCAAUUCAGUAUCGGGGAUUUUGCGGGUGGUCAUUAGUAGCAUAUGAUCGCCUUCUCUUGCUCUCCAACCCAGCUAUUGGUGUGAUUCUAUAUAAGAAUAACUACUAUGCGUUCAAAGACAAGGAAGCAGCUUACGAGUUCUCUAAUGCGCCUGACAGUUAUAUUACAGAAGUAGCUGAGGCAGCUAAGAGAUCACCUGAAUUGAUUCAGCUUCUGGAACUACAUACACAAUUUGCAUCCAUUACGCCCUACACUCAGCUGCGUGACCAGGGUCGUAUGAUCGAGGCACCCAUCACCAAGUGCGACAGUGGUACCCAGACAGACACCCAUUUCAUAGAAACUAACAUUGUCAAAUCGUAUGAAUGGAAUGAAUGGGAGCUGAGACGCAAAGCGCUGAAACUAGCCAACUUACGCACCAAGUUAACACACUCGGUACAGACUAAUCUGAGUAAUUUUCGACGAGAUAACGUCAGCCAAGUCUACCUGCCCAGGGAGAUUUCUACUCAAACCAAACGAGAAAACUCAUCGAAUGUACCCAAACCCUCUCGAUAUAUCGCUGGUUUACGAGGCUGUAAUUCUACCAAGACAACAAUGAACCUGGUCGACCUCACCCUGGAUGUAGAUCAAACCUAAAAACACGUUUGUAUAGUUGUUUUAUAUUAGGUGUGCUCGUGUAUGUAAAGUAUUCAAUAAAGAUUUGUAAAGUUUUAACA
Actinia tenebrosa (Australian red waratah sea anemone) is the source of this 2075-nucleotide messenger RNA. Its product is annotated as cilia- and flagella-associated protein 206. Lineage: Eukaryota; Metazoa; Cnidaria; Anthozoa; Actiniaria; Actiniidae. Gene Ontology annotation, cellular component: ciliary basal body; axoneme. The record is from RefSeq and is a predicted model, not a curated record. Gene Ontology annotation, biological process: regulation of cilium beat frequency.